Molecule: messenger RNA, 1317 nt
Organism: Arabidopsis lyrata subsp. lyrata
Lineage: Eukaryota; Viridiplantae; Streptophyta; Magnoliopsida; Brassicales; Brassicaceae
Product: inositol oxygenase 1
Exons: 8
Coding region: 175-1110 (311 amino acids)
Biological process (GO): inositol catabolic process
Cellular component (GO): cytoplasm
Molecular function (GO): iron ion binding; inositol oxygenase activity
Source: RefSeq, a predicted model, not a curated record
GGACACUUUGAGAGUCCUUCUUCUGAAAAUAAUGGCCAAGGACUCACUUCUUCCUUUAUUCCCACUUCAGGGCUCGCUUUUCACCUAUAUAAACCAUCAUUUUCCUUUCUCCCAUUUGCCGUCACCACCCAACAACAAACCCUAGUUUUCUUUGUUUGGAUCUGAAGUAUCUCCAUGACGAUUCUCAUCGAUCGCCACUCUGAUCAGAACGAUGCAGGAGAUGAGAUUGUAGAGAAGAAUCAGGGGAAUGUUAAAGAGGAAGAAACAGAGUUGGUGUUAGAUGCAGCUUUUGAGGCUCCUCACACCAACUCCUUUGGUCACACCUUCAGGGAUUAUGAUGCUGAGAGUGAGAGGAGGAGAGGUGUGGAGGAAUUUUACAGGGUUAAUCACAUUGGCCAAACCGUUGAUUUCGUGAGGAAGAUGAGGGAAGAAUACAGGAAGCUAAACCGUACUGAGAUGAGCAUUUGGGAAUGCUGUGAGCUUCUGAAUGAGUUUAUCGACGAGAGUGAUCCCGAUUUGGACGAACCUCAGAUCGAGCAUUUGCUUCAGACAGCUGAAGCCAUCAGGAAAGAUUACCCUGAUGAAGACUGGCUCCAUCUGACCGGUCUUAUCCACGAUCUUGGAAAAGUUCUUCUUCACCCUUCGUUUGGUGAGCUCCCUCAAUGGGCUGUUGUUGGCGAUACAUUUCCAGUGGGAUGUGCAUUUGAUGAAUCUAUUGUUCACCACAAGUACUUCAAGGAGAAUCCAGACUAUGAUAACCUUAGUUACAACACCAAGUACGGGAUAUACACCGAAGACUGUGGGCUCGAUAAUGUUUUGAUGUCUUGGGGACAUGAUGAUUACAUGUACCUUGUUGCGAAGGAGAAUCAAACUACAUUACCAUCAGCCGGUCUUUUCAUCAUCAGAUACCAUUCGUUCUACGCUCUUCACAAAUCAGAAGCAUAUAAGCAUUUGAUGAACAAUGAAGACAGAGAGAACAUGAAUUGGCUGAAAGUGUUCAACAAGUAUGAUCUCUACAGCAAAAGCAAAGUCCGUAUAAACGUGGAGGACGUGAAACCAUAUUACCUCUCCCUUAUCAACAAGUAUUUUCCGGCCAAGCUAAAAUGGUGAAAAAUUACAAGCAGAAAGCUUUCUACUAAAAUGGAUGAGAGGAAUGCGACCAAAAUUAAACCUUUUAACUAAAAAAAAAUGUGUAAAUGUAAAGGCAAUAACGGAUAUGCCUUGAUGAAUAAAACAGAGAGUUGUUUCGUUUCUGCCUACUGCUUAGUUUCAUUUCCAAGGUUUAUUUAAGAGAUGUUACAUUCCCGUUGAACUAAA